AAGAGAGGAGCAAGUCCACAGGGUCCGACGGCGCGCUCCCUCCGCGGCCCUCGGUGAUGACGUCAUCCAGGGCUAGCCCAGCCUAGGGAAGACCCUUUUCCAAGUCCUACCGGAGCAUGAGUGCUGGGAUUGCAAGCAGAUACCACAACACCUUAGGUGGUGCUGAGGAUAGACCCCAAGGCUUUGUACAUGCUAAGACUUUUAUGGAAGCCAUUUGGAUUCUCAAGAAUUCUACGAGUAGGAGGGUGCAACCCCACUGAGUCAGUAUCUCUGUUUGCACUGGCAUGGACAACACAGGCCCUGAAGCUUAGGAAAGCACCUGAUACUUUCUUGUUGGAUCAAAGAAAAGUUUUCUCAACCAUGACAGAAAUCGCAAAUAAGAGAGACCCUGAAUUAUUUUCACCACCCUCUGAUGUUCGAGGAAUGACAAAACUUGAUAGAACAGCUUUCAAAAAAACAGUCACCAUUCCAGUGCUUAAAGUGAGGAAAGAAAUAGUCAACAGGUUGAUGCGAGCCCUGAAAAGAGCAGCACUGCAGCGCCCGGGUAUAAAGCGUGUGAUUGAAGAUCCAGAAGAUGAAGACAGCCGACUGAUUAUGUUGGAUCCCUAUAAAAUGUUUACUCAUGAAUCCUUUGAGAAAGCAGAGCUCAGUGUUUUAAAAGAACUUGAUGUCAACCCACAGUUAUCUAAAUAUAAUUUAGAACUAACUUAUGAAAACUUUAAGUCAGAAGAAAUUUUGAAGGCUGUGCUUCCUGAUGGUCAGGAUGUGACCUCAGGAUUUAGCAGAGUUGGACAUAUUGCACACCUGAACCUUCGAGAUCAUCAGCUACCUUUCAAGCAUUUAAUUGGCCAAGUUAUGAUUGACAAAAAUCCAGGAAUCACCUCAGCAGUAAAUAAAAUCAGUAAUAUUGACAAUACAUACCGAAAUUUCCAAAUGGAAGUGCUAUCUGGAGACCAGAACAUGCUGACCAAGGUUCGAGAAAAUAACUACACUUAUGAAUUUGAUUUCUCAAAAGUCUAUUGGAACCCUCGUCUCUCUACAGAGCACAGCCGUAUCAUAGAACUUCUCAAUCCUGGAGAUGUUUUAUUUGAUGUCUUUGCUGGGGUUGGGCCCUUUGUCAUUCCAGCAGCAAAGAAAAACUGCAUAGUAUUUGCCAAUGAUCUCAAUCCUGAGUCUCAUAAAUGGCUGUUGCACAAUUGUAAAUUAAAUAAAGUAGACCAAAAGGUGAAAGUUUUCAACUUAGAUGGGAAAGACUUCCUCCAAGGACCAGUCAGAGAAGAAUUAAUGCAGCAUCUGGGACUGUCAGAAGAAGCAAAACCCUCGGUCCACAUUGUCAUGAACUUGCCAGCAAAGGCAAUAGAGUUUCUCAGUGUUUUCAGGUCCCUUCUGGAUGGGCCGUGCAGCAGGGAGCACCUCCCCACCGUGCACUGUUACUGCUUCUCCAAGGAUGGUAAUCCUGCUGAGGAUGUUUGUCAGCAGGCAGGAGCUGUGUUAGGCAUUUCCUUGGAGGCCUGCAGUUCAGUUCACCUCGUAAGAAAUGUGGCUCCUAACAAGGAAAUGCUGUGCAUCACCUUCCAGAUUCCUGCUGCUAUACUCUACAAGAACUACAUCAGUCCAGAGAACUAUGAAGAUCGACCUCUUAAACGACAGAGGACAGAUAAUGUCUUUUCAGAAGAAAAAACAUAGACUGCAUCAGAUUCUUGGUCUGAAAUGUUUUCUUCAUCUCCCCACUAGACUUUAUGUAGGGAAAUAUAAUUUGUAUGAUUGUAUAACAUUUUAAUAUUCAAAUACUUUCCUAUUGAGCCCUUAUGUUUUGCUUUUAUAAAUUGAUUAUUACUAAAUUAAAAUUUAGUUGAAAUAAGUCAAA
This is a messenger RNA of Nannospalax galili (Upper Galilee mountains blind mole rat), 1867 nucleotides long. RefSeq names its product tRNA methyltransferase 5 (gene Trmt5). The record is from RefSeq and is a predicted model, not a curated record. The coding region runs from base 190 to 1686 and encodes 498 amino acids. Lineage: Eukaryota; Metazoa; Chordata; Mammalia; Rodentia; Spalacidae. Gene Ontology annotation, biological process: tRNA N1-guanine methylation; mitochondrial tRNA methylation. The transcript is spliced from 6 exons. Gene Ontology annotation, cellular component: mitochondrial matrix; cytoplasm.